UUUAGAAUCAAACUCUCCCAACGCAGUACAUAUACACUCUUUACAGAUUUCCCCAAACUAUAUCUCCAACCCCCACUAGCGCCGAAUUCUUCCUGAGCAAAAUUUACUCCCGAUGGUCAAUAGGUAGCUGUGUUCCACCCCAAAGACGCCAUCUCCAGCAAAGCAUCGUCGUCAUGCCACGGUGAUAAUCCAGGCGAUCGAAGCCAAUCUCGAUGGGGCCUUGGGGCGUUGAUCGCAGCGGUAGAAGAGGCCGUGAGGGCCGCAAGGAUGACGGCGCAAUCUCGUGCGAAGGGAAUGGAGGAGAUCGGGAAGAGCGGAGCCCUAGGCGCGAGAACGGAGUAUCGCGUCGCCCACCGCCGGAAAAUCUCAUGCAUGACGUGAUCAAAGGGAGGAAUAAUCAUGGGGAAGCACCGGGAAGCAGUCACGGCAAGGACAGAACGUCCCUGCUGGUGCGCGCAGCGGCGUCGGUCGACGCAGAGAAGGCGGCGUCGGCGUCGGCAUGCCAUGACUUCAAGUUCGGCGACAACCAAGUCAGCGACGCGCUGCUCGCCCGCCUGUUCGAGCUCGGCGCGUCGGCCCCGCGGUUCGUGGACGCGAAGCGGCUGCAUUCUACCGACGUCAGGGUCAACCAGAACCGGCUGCAGCUCCCUGGCCGGAGCCCGAUCUCCCGGGCCUUCACGGACGCCGAGAAGGCCCGCCUCCGGACCUCCGCUGGGAUGCCGGUGCCGGCGCUCGACCGCCGCGGCCGCGAGUACGAGAUGACGUGCAAGCUGUGGAAGGCCGACAAGCACUACCGGUUCAUGGGCCAGGGGUGGAGGAGUUUCCGGGAGGCCCACCACCUGACGAUUCCCAAAGGGGCCCGCUUGACGCGUCGCGUCGAGGUCGAGCUGUGGGCGUUUCGCUCGCGCGCGCUGCCGCCGCCCGAGGGCGACGGCGGCGGCGAGGAGGCCGGGCAGCACCCGGAUGGCGCGCUCGCGCUGGUCGUGCUGCUCCGCGACGACGGCGAGCAGGAAGGAGUGGCGGCGGCGGCGGCGCCUGCGGAGAGUUACACGAGCAUGUUUCGGCAGCUGGCGGCUGCAGCCGCGCUUUUGACAGUGCUGAUAAUAAUGGGGGGAGCGAAUAAGCGCAAGCGCGACGACGAUUCAAAAACCGGGGUAUGAUUGCUCUCUUGUUCUUGCGACCUCAUGUUCUAGCUAGUUACUUUUACAGCGUGUAUUUGAAACCAAUCGCCACGAAAAAGAAACCUUGGGGCAGAAAGCGUAGCUAGUGUCAUGGUGUCACUGUCUUAGGUUAAACUGCU
Panicum hallii is the source of this 1300-nucleotide messenger RNA. RefSeq lists its product as uncharacterized. Gene Ontology annotation, molecular function: DNA binding. Bases 213 to 1160 code for a protein of 315 amino acids. The transcript has a single exon. The record is from RefSeq and is a predicted model, not a curated record. NCBI's taxonomy places the organism in Eukaryota, Viridiplantae, Streptophyta, Magnoliopsida, Poales, Poaceae.